GCGGCUCCAGGGUGGCGCGGUGGCGCACUGUGCGCGCCGAGCAGGCGGAAGGCUAGCGCCCGCGGCGGCAGUGCCGGCAAAGCCAACAGCGGCUCCAUUUCAACACCAGUAGUCCCGGCGGCCUUGGUGGAGGGGACCUUUUCUGUCUCCUCUGUCCCUCCCUCCACGCCGGGGGCAAGCACGGCGGCCGUCCCGGAAGAGGCAACUGGAAGACAGUAGAACCAGACCUCCGAGAGAGGGCGGAGGGGCUCGAAGAGUUGGUGGGCGUAAGGCAGAUAUUCAGGCGAAGAGGACACUAUCGCUGUUGUCCCUUUUCCUGGUCCCAGCGAUGGGGGGGCCGCGGGAGCCGCGGGAACUUUGAAGGCAGCGGGUCCCAGGGUAUGAAGGCUACAAGCUCCCGGAGACUCCGGCGUCUCAGCCCCUACGUCCGCGGCGGAAACGACUGCGAACCCGCCUGGGCCCCAGCUCCGCCAGAGAGGAAGUUCUUUGCAACUUCGUCCGAGACGUCGGAGAGCCGGAUAGAAAGAGGCUGAGGCAGCAAGUCCGAGUCCCAGAGACUCAGAGAAGCAGAGAGGAAAAGGGUCCGGUGGAGAUCAAGAAGUCAAGGAGAGACUCCAGAGGCAGCGAGGCCGCGGAACCAGCCUGGCAGUCCGCGGGCCUCGCCGCCCCCUGAGUAAAGCCAAGGGCCGAGUGUCCUGCAGGCCUCCUCAAAGCCGCUCCCCUCCGAGGUCACGGGUGCCUGGCCGUCCCGGAGGCGGGCCCCUACGCUAUGCCCCCGAGGCUGCAAACGCCUUGGCAGCAGCUACCUCGAGUCGCGUCCGGAGACGCCGCCUGAGCGAGCCCGGGAGUAAAGCCGUCAGGAGUUGGGCUCCCCUCAUCCAGCCUGACUGCACUGGCGCGGUUUCCCGCCUCUAGGCACAGAUCUCGGCGAUCUCCGGCAGGGCGUCUCUGGGAGAAGCCCGGAGGCUUCAGCAGUGUUUUCUGAGUCCAGCUCUCACGGUGCCCGGCCUGGCAGCGCAGCUCCUGAGCCGCGCUGGGCAGCCCCUUGGCGCCAGGAGGCGGCGGCGUGGGCCGGCCUGCAGUCUGGAGCGCCCCGAUGGAAAUACACUGUAAGCACGACCCGUUUGCAUCCAUGCAUAGACAUGGAGGAGUGAAUCAGCUUGGGGGGGUCUUUGUGAACGGACGGCCACUCCCGGACGUCGUCCGCCAAAGGAUAGUGGAGCUCGCUCAUCAAGGCGUCAGGCCCUGCGACAUCUCCAGGCAGCUUCGGGUCAGCCAUGGCUGCGUCAGCAAAAUCCUCGGCAGGUACUACGAGACGGGGAGCAUCAAGCCGGGGGUAAUUGGAGGAUCCAAACCAAAGGUCGCCACGCCCAAAGUGGUGGAAAAAAUAGCUGAGUACAAACGCCAAAAUCCCACUAUGUUUGCCUGGGAGAUCAGGGACCGGCUGCUGUCAGAACGAGUGUGUGACAAUGACACGGUGCCCAGCGUCAGUUCCAUCAACAGGAUCAUCCGGACAAAAGUACAGCAGCCACCCAACCAGCCAGUCCCAGCUUCCAGUCACAGCAUUGUGUCCACGGGCUCCGUGACGCAGGUGUCCUCGGUCAGCACGGACUCCGCUGGCUCUUCGUACUCCAUUAGCGGCAUCCUGGGCAUCACAUCCCCCAGCGCUGACACCAACAAGCGUAAGAGAGAUGAAGGUAUUCAGGAGUCUCCAGUGCCGAACGGCCACUCCCUGCCGGGCAGAGAUUUCCUCCGGAAGCAGAUGCGGGGAGACCUGUUCACGCAGCAGCAGCUGGAGGUGCUGGACCGCGUGUUUGAGAGGCAGCACUAUUCGGACAUCUUCACCACCACGGAGCCCAUCAAGCCCGAGCAGACCCCUGAGUAUUCAGCCAUGGCCUCACUGGCUGGAGGGCUGGACGACAUGAAGGCCAACCUGACCAGCCCCACCCCUGCUGAUAUCGGAAGCAGCGUGCCUGGGCCGCAGACCUACCCCAUUGUGACAGGCCGAGACUUGGCGAGCACGACCCUUCCCGGGUACCCUCCGCACGUCCCCCCCGCCGGACAGGGCAGCUACUCAGCACCAACGCUGACAGGGAUGGUUCCUGGGAGUGAGUUUUCUGGGAGCCCCUACAGCCACCCUCAGUAUCCCUCCUACAACGACUCCUGGAGGUUCCCCAACCCGGGGCUGCUCGGCUCCCCAUACUAUUACAGCGCUGCUGCCCGAGGAACUGCCCCACCGGCAGCUGCCGCUGCCUAUGACCGUCACUGACCCUCGGAGCCAGGCAGACGCCAAGCACUUAUGACACACAUCACCGAGGGCGAUAGCCUCCCAGCCCCCUCCAAAGACAGCCAGAGGGGCUCAAGGAGACCACCCCCCAGCAAGCUCCCACUGUCCUGAAAUUCUGCCUCCCUUUUCCUGCCAGGGACUUGGGGUUCGAUGGUAUGGGUGCCGGACUUCUAGACACCUGUCCGUUUCCAAGAGUCAAUUGCUGAGCUUCUCCCAACAGUGAUGAGGUCUCACCAACCAACAGACUGUUCUGCACAUCACUGCAGCCCAGCCAGCCUGCCCGUGCCCCAGCUGCCUGACUAUCUGCCGUCUUCCUGCCCCAGGCCUGGGACGGAGACCUCGCUUUUGUCAUUUCAACAGCACCUGUGUAAAUACCUUCUUGCUUUUUAUCCGGGCCUGAGGGUCCAGCUGAGCAGACUGCCCACUGCUAUGCAUUCAGCACUCCCAAUGCGUCACAGGAGGUCUUACAACUGUGUGCAGAGCACCCCCUCUGCCCUGGGUGCCCCUGUAGGGUGGGCCCAGAGCUGUCCAUGGCACUGAGGAUGCCCAGCUCGGGGCCUUAGCCUCCCGCUCUCUGCUACUUCUUUAACGUCUGGACUGGGACUCUCACGGACUGGUGUGCUCCAAGCCCCUCCCCACACCCAGCUGAGACUCCUCCCCAGGAGAAACACACUUUGGGGAAGUACCCUGGCUUCCUGCUCCAUUGCGCACUGCAUGUUCCCACUCCCAUGCAGUGCGAACAGCCCUUUUCCAUAUAUCAAACAACUCAAAGAACCGUCUGGGAGAUCCCUCAACUAUGGCUCUAAAGGAAGAUGAUGCCCCAGGUGCUGAUUGCAUUGUGGACUUGGAAGGUUGGGGCUGGAUGGGACCCAGGAGAUCACGGUCCAAGGUGGGGUCUGAGGCCCUCCUGACCCCCCAGUCCUUGGAACCGCCCGCCUGAACUGACAUGUGCUUUCUGAGGCACCCCCUGGCUCUGAUCCCUUUGGACACCCACCACAGACACUGCCUCCACCCUCCAGGACCCCAGCAAGUGGGUUCUGGGCAAGCCUGUUCUGCCAUGUAGACAGCGAUGAGCAAAAAGGGCUCUGCCUGCACCGGAGACACACACACCUGCAGCAGUCCACUCCAACUUCCUGAGCAGCCCUUCCCCACCCUCGAGGAGCCCAACCUGCCACUGGGACUGGAGGAGCCGGGGUGGGGGCAGAUACCGACCUUCGAAUAGUGGGUAUCUACCUGUUGCUACAAGGGGCCAUAAUGGUCAGGGCCAGGGCCAAGGACCAUAAGAAGUUGGAGGCAGAGUUCUAGGACUCACAGUGGGUGGGAGCAGUCAGAAAACAGCCAGCUGGGAGGGUACAGAGGAAGACCUCCUGGGAGAGGGACAGGGCGGGCAGUGAGGAACUGGCAGGUGAACUGGGAAUGGUUUUGACAUAAGGGUGCCAGGAACCACCAGCUCUUUGCCUAGGGCCUCAAUCCCUUGCAUAGUCUCUCUUGCCAACUCAGAACAGCCAGGUGGAGGCUCUGUCUAAAUCUGGGCUGAAUUAUAGCAGUGACAGUGGGCUUUGCAUUUCAUGGGACAAUAUCCCCGAUGUCUGCAUGUCACCAGGCUGGCAGAGAGCUGGGGCAGAGAAAGUCUGCACCUGAGGUUAUUGGCCCUGCGAGGGCUCAUCCUGGCUGCACCUCUGCCUUGCCAUGGGACCUCAGACAAGACUUCUCCCCUCUCUGAGCCUCGGGGCAGGGCCCUCCAACAACUCUCCCCUUCCUCCCUCUGCACUGAGCAGUCCCUCGGGGAGCUGGGCAGUCCCUCCACACUGAGCAAGUAUAUGCAGGUGAACACCUGAGUCCCGCUAAUAUUCAGACCAAGUGGGAAACAAGAACACCCAGAGGCAUGGAAAUCAGUCUUGAGGAAGGACCUGGUCCAGCUCCCCUCAAGGGAAACUGAGGCCCAGCUGGAGGAAGCCCAGGACCACGCCAGGAGAGAGAGAAAACCUCCUCUGGCCACUGCCAAGUGCUUCCUCCCCAGCACGCCUGCAAGGUGGUGGGACAGAGAGGAAACUGAGGCUCAGCAAAGUGGAGUCCCCAGGCAGUGAGUGGCAGAGGUGGGGCUGGGACUUGGCCCGUGACCCCGGGCAUGUGGCGAUCCUCCCAUCCCUGGGGAGGGAAGUCGAUGGUGAGGGCAACAGGAGAUAGUUCUCAGCCUACUGCCCCAGAUGGGGUGGCCUAGGGCUGUUAGAACUGCGGAGAGAGCCCAGUGUCCCAGGGUGGAGGUGGAGCCCAUGAGCUUACUGCAGGCACACCACUGUCAUGGAACCUGCUGGAUGAAACAGUUCCAGCCUCCACCUGCCAAGCAAGAUAGAAGGAAGUAGGGGAGCUGCCCCGCCCCCCGCCUCCCUUCUGAAGGAAACGGAAGGGUCAGGGGUCUGCUGCACAGACCUCUCAACCUCUUGUAUCCUUGGAUCCUAAUCCCUCCUGUGGUCUCAGGCUGUUAAUAGGAGGUCGGCCUUCCCUGGACUGGCUGCCUAAGGCACAACUGUCCUUCCCUGGCAAAGCCCACCUGGCCCCACCAGCACCCACCCCUCUGCCCAUCCUGUUCCUCCUCGUCACCGAGGGGAGCUCCCUCCACACCUUCCCUCUCUCCUCUGGGGCUCUGCUUGUCCUCAGACUGCAUUUGUACUCAUUAGACAGCCACUGGUUUCUUGGCUGCCAAGCAGAAGCACAAGAGCACAUGAUGCACACUCAUGUUCUUACACUCACAACCGCUCUCACCCACAGAGUUCCCACGCCACCCAGUGGGGCUGCCUGGGAGCCUGGAGAGAGGGGUUCCAAAGGACACAGUCGUUGAUGCCAGAGGAUUCUAGAUGGAAAACACAAGGCCAGGGCUUUCACCAGCAUCGUGGCAAGAGGCCUGGGAUGUUUCUCCAUGGGCUUGUAGGCCCAUGUUCUAGCUCUGACUUUUUGGAAAGGACAUUGUAGAUUUUAUGAAACUUUUUGGUACCACAGUCUAGCUCCAACCUGGAGAAUUCUGAUGACAUAUCAAACCUGGCGUCCCCUUCCCAAGGCGCCUUAGUUCAGGUGAGCCCCCUUUAACUGACGUUCAGCAUUCGUAUGGUGCUUCACAGAUCUGACCACCCCCAGGGGCCGUCACAACGCUUGUUUACAGCUGGGACAGGAGAUUUAGGGCUCACAGGGCGAAGUAGAGGUGAAGUGAAUUCUUAGAUCACCAGGCCCAAUUCUCUCUCAACAGAAUUGUGCUUCUGUUGCGGGAGAGUGUGGCUUAGAGACACACUGCCACUCCUGAGAAACCGUCCAGACCUGCAGUGAGCAAAAAAAGAACAAGGAGCCAGACGCUGCUGGCCUGACGGAGGAGCCGGGGGUUGGAGGUGUUGCUGGUCCAGCCUGAGUCUCAUAAACACCAAAGUCAACCCAAAAAGCCUUUACCCAGACUCACAGCAGCCCUCCUGACUCACCCAGACCCCCUUCCUGCUGUGCCCUGAGGCCCACAGGGGACUGACCGGAGCUUGUCCAAGGCCACCCCACAGGCCUGCCAGGGCCUGGACACGGGCCCGGCUCUGACUCCAAGGGUCAAGGCCUCCAGAGUCAUGAGAUGCCUGCUCACUCUUUAUCCUUUCUGCUGGGGGUCAGACUCCAGGCCUGGCAGUGACAAUACACAGGAGUCCCUAGGCAGAGUCAUCAGGGCCAUCGGGGUGCCCACAGUCCUGGGAAACACAGAUCACCAUCUCCAAGGCCCUGACCUAACUGCUUCCUGGGCCAAGCAGGUGGAGUAAGCCUGUAACUUGGGCGGGAUAUGAGUCAGCAUGGGCGGUGGGACCCGAGACCCAAAUGCUGUGUGCCCCUUCCAAUGGCAUUCAAGUGUGAAAGCUUUUACAAUGCUCUGUCCACCAAGAAUCAUAUGCCUAUGGGCCACUGAUCACCAGCUUGUGACCUCAACCUUUCUCUCAUGCCCCCUUGCUGCUUCACCUCUUUGCCCUCAUCACAACUGUGAGGGUGAUGGGAACCCAGACCGUUGUCCAGCCCCUGGUCCCUGUCCUCCUCCCUCCCUAUCCUGGGCUCUUGUAGACAGUUUGGGCUCGAAAGGAGGUGAGGUCAAUCAUCAGAGGUGGCGGGGGGAGGGGACUUGACUUUGAGGGUAGGUCAGUGCUCCUGGGGCCUUUCACAUGUGCAGGGAAGAGUCCCAGAUGUGACCACAGGGCACUGAGGGGUGAAAUCCCUUCAUGAGAAGUCACGUCCCAAAGCAACUGUUCUGCUUUUGGCAGCUCCUGGCACCAGCCACCCCAUUCUGCAUGACAUUUCAGCUAGACUUUAGCUCCUAACCAUGAGGAGCAGAUCUUAACCAAACCAAGCACUCCUGGCAAAUACCUGGAAACGAGAUGCGUCUGAGGCACAGCUGCCCCGAGGCCGGAGGGAAACCCAGGCCCCUGUAGGCCAGGCCCAAGCUGGAGCCGGUGGGUCCCACUGCACUCUGAGCUGGACCAGCUCCCCCGUGGCCCUACUAAGAGGCCAACUCUGUAGUCUUGGGCUUGUUACCCAUCUGGGAACCUAUCUCAGAUGGUUUCCAGGCACUCACACCAGUGCUCCUGGAGAAUUUAUUCCUUUAGUUCUUUUGUCCUGGGAGAAGUCCAAGGCAAAUGCUUUUCUUCCAAGGUAACAAAAUGCAUUAUUGGGAUGUUGGACAGUGAGGCCAUGACUCCUAGCCAGCGGUCUGCCCCACCUCCCAGCAGCCCCUUCAGCCCCUUGUCCCCUUCUGUCCCUGUACCCCAGGAUUCCCUCUUACAUAUUCAUGGUGGAGACACAGUGUUGAUCUGCACUUCCCCACUGUCAGCUCCUGCCUCCAGAGUGGCGGCCAGGUCCCCAGGGCGCGGCAGAGGACUGGAAGCAACUCCCUUGCCUGCUGCCCUGACGAGGGGGCGAUGCUUCUCUGACAUGGCUGCUUGCUGGGAGCAGGCAGGCACCAGCCUUCCUUUCAUCCACUAUAACUUCUCAGCAUUGGGGUCCUGUUCCUCCACUGCCCCCCCGAAUCAAAGGGGACCGCAGGGUUCUAGAGUUUCCGGCCAUGUGCUCCCAAGGGGGCCAUCUCAAGUUGGGGGCUAGAAUCACCACCACUCAGUGAGUCUGGGUUUUCUCCUCACAUCUCAGACUCCUGAGCAGCUCAAGGAGAAAAUGCAGCUAUUUAUGUUACUGAGGGAGUCUGCAUGCAUUCUACAGUGGACUGGGUCUUGGGUAGUAGUUUAGUGUAGGCAGGAGAGGGAGGGCAGGAAUCCGCCUUUUGGUUUGGGGCAGCUCCGACCAAGGCCCAAGCAGGGAAGCAUGGGGACCGGCAGGGGGGUCGUGUGCCCCUCCCUGACCCUGCGGCCUGGCUGCAGGAGGCCACGUUGCAGUCUCCCCAAACCCAAUCACUCUGUCCCAUGACUGGGGAUGCUGGGCUGCCCUAACUUCCUAAAUCGCGAUGCUUGUGGCCACGUCCCUCAUUGUCUCCAAAAGCACCAUUAAGAACAAGUGAUUUGGGAUGAUGGAUUUUUGAUUUACACACGGCGCAUUUCCCUUGGAGUGGAACAGAAAGGAAACCAUUUAAUGGCUCCCUUAUUUUCAAGCCUGAAUACAUUUUAAUGAAACUAUUUUAUUGUACUUGAGGAAAUGGAGAGUUGAACAGUCCAACCAAUCAAUAGCCAAUUAAUUGCCAUAAAACUAAAA
Molecule: messenger RNA, 7993 nt
Organism: Artibeus jamaicensis (Jamaican fruit-eating bat)
Lineage: Eukaryota; Metazoa; Chordata; Mammalia; Chiroptera; Phyllostomidae
Gene: PAX5
Product: paired box 5
Exons: 10
Coding region: 1097-2269 (390 amino acids)
Biological process (GO): anatomical structure development; regulation of transcription by RNA polymerase II
Molecular function (GO): DNA-binding transcription factor activity, RNA polymerase II-specific; RNA polymerase II cis-regulatory region sequence-specific DNA binding
Source: RefSeq, a predicted model, not a curated record